CAGGGUAACUUGCUGUUCUUUCUCCGCAUCCCCGCAAUGGGACGAUGCCUCGAGGAGUCUCACAAGUCAGAACUCAUUCCAAAUGUCAACCACUACGUUUAGAACUCUAAAAUAUCUUGGUUAUCCACCAAUACAUUUUUGCGAGUCACCUCGCCGGAUACGCCAAAGUAGCAGCAACAAUGUUAGCAUCACGCUCACUUGCUCGGAUAGCUCGUCUGCCUCUACCGCGAGUCCAGCAGGCCACAUCUCGCAGGACGAUCGGCUCUGUCAGUGCAAUCGACUCGGGCAUCUUCCGCACCUUAUUCGGAACAGAGGAGAUCCGGAAGGUGUUCGACGACGCAGCAUACAUCCAGCGAUGUAUCGACGCCGAGGCCGCGCUCGCCAGAGCCCAAUCACGAUGCGACGUGAUUCCCCCGCGGAUCGGAGACCUGGUUACGCAGAAGAUACGUGAGUCGCAAUUGGACAUGGACCGUCUGCGACAGGAAACGGAGAUCGUGGGAUACCCGAUUCUGCCGCUUGUUCGUCAACUUUCGACGAUAUGCGGCGAGGAGGCUGGGAAGUACGUUCACUGGGGUGCCACGACGCAGGAUAUCAUGGAUCUUGCCAGUGUCCUACAGAUGAAAGAGGGUCUGGAUAUCGUCGAGCGACUUCUCAAGGAAGUCAUCUGCACUCUACGCGGCCUGUCCGUGAAAUACCGUGACACACCCAUGGCAGGCCGCACCCAUCUGCAGCACGCUCUCCCCGUCACCUUCGGCUACAAGUGCGCAGUCUGGCUGUCUGGUUUCCAGCGUCAUGCCGAGCGCUUAGCACAGCUGAAGAGUCGAUGCUUGCUGGUUCAGUUCGGCGGAGCAGCAGGGUCGUUGGCGUCGCUGGGCUCCGGGGACGACGGGCUCCGCGUGCGCAGAGCCCUGGCGGAAGAGCUGGGACUCGAGGACCCGUCCAUCACCUGGCAUGUCGCGCGAGACGGCGUGGCAGAAAUUGUGAACUUCCUGGCGCUGAUGGGUGGGUCGAUGGGCAAGUUGGCCCUGGAUAUUAUUAUGAUGUCGUCGAAUGAGCUAGGGGAGGUGUCCGAGCCGUUUGUUCCCCAUCGCGGCGCCUCCUCCACCAUGCCACAGAAACGCAACCCCAUCUCGAGUGAGGUUAUCCUUGCCGCAUCCAAGAUCUUGCGGUCGAAUGCAGGCCUGGUGCUCGAUGGCAUGGUGGCGGACUUCGAGCGUGCAUCGGGUCCCUGGCAUUUAGAGUGGGUGGCAGUCCCGGAGAGCUUUGUGAUCGCCGUCGGGGCGCUGUCGCAGACGCAAUUCGCUUUGUCCGGCCUAUGUGUGCACAGCAAGCAGAUGAUGGUCAAUCUGCACUCGACCAAAGGGCUUAUCGUGGCGGAGGCAGUGAUGAUGGGUCUGGCACCGCAUGUGGGUCGCCAGAAUGCACAUGAUAUCGUCUACGAGGCAUGUCGGGAGAGCAUCGAGACGCAGCAGACAUUGUUGCACUGCUUGAUGCAGAAGCCGGAGGUGACCUCGAAGCUGACGGAGGAACGCGUGAGCCAGCUCUGUGACCCGGUCAAUUACCUCGGUGCAUCGAUGCGGAUGGUAGAUGAUGUGUUAGCUGUCGAUUGAGAUAUGUUGUUCACGAUGAAUAUAGAGAGGAGUGGAUGGAGUGCUUUUCUUGGCGUUGUUGAUAAGAAAGAAGUGAGGGAUUUCCGGGAGCGUCAACCAUCCACAUGGCCCCACGCUAAGUACUUUCCUUCUGCACGGACGCAGGCCAUGACAGGCAAGACUAAGCAUAAGUAUAGGGGAGCACCCCGCAGG
Aspergillus japonicus CBS 114.51 is the source of this 1802-nucleotide messenger RNA. RefSeq names its product class-II fumarase/aspartase family protein. The transcript has a single exon. The coding region runs from base 180 to 1610 and encodes 476 amino acids. Lineage: Eukaryota; Fungi; Ascomycota; Eurotiomycetes; Eurotiales; Aspergillaceae. The record is from RefSeq and is a predicted model, not a curated record. Gene Ontology annotation, molecular function: catalytic activity.